UGCAUUGGGCUGCAAUUGAGUUAGUUAGUUGAAAGGUGUGGAGCAAAGCAGAGCAAAGCAAGAUGAUGUCUUCUACUGGAACUCCUUCCGCUGCUACUACAAAGAGUAGUACUAGUACUAGUAAUCCCUUCAAGCACGACGCCAUGAGCAGCCAGAACGAUGGAUCUCGUCAAUACCAAGAGCACUGUACAGUGAUCAACAGUCACAGCGGUUCCAACAAUCAGAACGUCCAAGCCCAAGUCACCGCCACGACAGCCAGUAGUAGUACCAGUCCUUCCGCCUUGACUAUGCAUAGUUCGUCGACUCCAGUAGCAACUCGUCUGCAGCAAUUGUACUUGCAGCAUCAACUGACUCCCAAUUCCACCAUUGUCGCAACUCCCACUUCCACUACGACCGCAGCUGGAAAUCCCAAUGUGACUACGACCGCCGAAGAACCGUCGUACGACUACUACAUGGAAUGCGCCAAUAAUCCAAAUCAUCAUUAUUUAUUGAAUGGCACGCUCAAUACCGUCACCACCAAUACGGACAACAAUACGAACAGCAAUAAUAACAACUACAACAACCAUAAUAUCAACAAUGACGACACCUUUGAAGACUUGUGGCAAGAUGAAGUCCUUGAAGAUCCAGAAGAUGAUUACACGGCCGCCACUACGGGGACGGAAGAUUUAAGAUCCGAAGCCAGCAGCAAAAUCUCGGCACACCGCCAAAAGCGCAAUUGGAAACAACGCGCCGUCACGGCAUUGCUCGAACAACAGAUUCUCAAAGAACAGCAACACGCCAAACUCAUCUUUCGACAACAGCAACAGAAUGCACAAGCGCAACAGACUCCCAAUGCUAGUAGUAGUGUCGGAAAACCACCCCGCCCGUCCCAAGUUUUGGGAGCAUCGGCGUCGUCUCCGGCAUGGUUCUCUCCGCAACAACAACAACCCUCCACCAUCAAGGGCAGCAGUAUGAUGGACGAUCAUUCCGCGGCCGGAUCCUCGCUCCAAUCGUUGCCGCGCAACGGAGGAACCAUUUUGGAUACGUCCGGAUCGGUACUCGCCAACUCCAUUCACAAUAGUAAUACUCCCCGUCAAGUACCCCAAGAAGAAGAAGAUUUGGAAGACGAACCCAGCCCCAUCAAGUCUCCUGACAACUCGCUCAAUCAGUCUCUUCCUACCGUCAACAACAGCAAUCCUCAUCAUCAUCAUCAUAACUAUAAUAGUAGUGGUACGAGUAGUCCACAACGAUCAAGCCAGGACGAUGAUGACGACGAGGCCACCCGACCCAUUCUCUAUCCCACCACAACUACCAAGAAGCAGAAAAAGAAGUCCAAUAAGAAACACAACAUUACGCCCUUGGAAGAACAGUACCAAGUCAUUCGACGCUCCAAGAGUUCUCCACCGGAUCCACCGUCCUACAAGUUUCUAUCCAAUUCCGGCAGUCUCGCCAGGAUGCCCACGGGAGACUAUUACGAUCCCGACGAAGAAGAAGAUGCGCUCACUAAUCUCGUCAUUACCGUGGUUGGAUUGGAAGGACAAGAUGAUGACGACGAUGAUGAUGACGACGUGGUAAGAGACACGGAUGCCCUCAUUAAGCGGAAUCAGCAACGAAAACGUCAUGCCCGCAACAAGACCAAACAACUCUCGCAGUUGGAAGAAGAAGAAGCCACGGCACCUUCCUUUGUCGACUACGCUGCUGCUCGAAGAGCCGAUACCAGUCAAGUUUCCAGUGUCAUUCCCCAGUCUGCGUCCUUUUCGGAUUCGUCGUCGUCGCGUGGUCCAUCUUCCGCCGCAAGUUCCUUUCAAACGCUCUUUUUGACGGCCGAUGCCACGAGUAGCAUUCUCUUUGGGGCCUUGCUGGUGUUGCUAGUGCCAUUGUUGCUCUAUAGCAUGAUGAUUUGGGAAUUGCUCGACACGACGCAUUCGCCCGUGGACGAGUGGCAAGCGUUUUUUGGAAUUCCCAUGAACGAAGAUGUUCCGGUAACAGUCCGCAUUGCGCAAUUGGGGCUUCUCUUUGGAUGGGUCCUCCUGGUCCAUCAGACGGCAUUGGUGCAUACCACCUUGCAACUCGUCUUGGGGUGUUGUCGCUUGACGAGACGCACUAGUCGCAAUCAACAACAAGGACGGUACACCAAUUUGAGUCGCAGUUUCUUUUCCAAUACCGCUGUCAUUCACGACGCGACCAGUCAUGUCGUCGUGUCCAAGACCCGAUGGUUUGUGGGAACCCUCUUGGAAUGGCUCCAGCAAAUCGCCUACAUGGUCGCUGCCGUACUGGUGCUCUUGCAAGCCACGGACAGUGUACAAGAAUUGUUGUGGAACAUGGGAGCCGUCGAGUUUGUCCUGCGAUUGGAUGUCUUGGCGUUCUUGGUCUGGAGCCGCAUGGGAUAUGCAUUCUUGUCGUUGAAACCAAUCGUCCUGGCGGGAACCACGCCCACUACGGAGAUUCAUCCCAUUUUGACACCGCCCACGGAGGACACCGAUGGGAGUCAUCAUCAUCAUCACCAACACAAUCAUAGUACUGCCGCUGCCACUGCGGGAGAAAACAAUUCUCUGCUCCAAAACUCUCUGAUCAACCACAAUAACAACUCUCUGGUCAACAACCAGACGACUCCCAGUGCCACCACAAUGACGACCAGUCCUCGUACUACCAGCGAGAAACGCAUGGCGCAGUACCAGCGUCGGUAUCAUCGUCGUCAACAAGAGGAGGCAAGUCCCACCACUACGAGUCGAAGUCAUCUUCGCAGCAAGAGCUCGUCCUACCAGGUGGCAUCGUUCCCACCCAUUCAAGCCAACGAGCAUCCAUUGCUGCGCAUCUUGCUCUACUUUUGCAUUACCAGUUCCAUUCUCUUGGCGUAUGCGGUCAUUGUCUACGAACAAGUUUUGGGAAAUCCCGUCGAGUUGCAAUGUCAAGCCAUUGCCGUGCAGUUUGGCGAUGUCAUCCCGACAUCGGAGGAUGCCAUGGAGCAGUACUAUUAUGCCAGUUUCCUCAGCGGGAUCUACACUCAACGACAGGGACAAUAUAUUCGUCAUCACGGUCGUCACAUUUACGAUUUUGUUGUCCAAGAUCCACGAAGAAGCAAGCAAACGAUGAGGACUCCGUUCAAGAUUGCCUACUGCCGUCCAUUGCGUGCUUGGACGCUGUCGCGGGCCACGGCGGAACCCUGCCAAGACUAUUUGCUCCGGUCCAGUCCCACACAGGCAUACGAUCUCCUUUCCUUGACCGAAUCUGUUUCGUGGCAUGUUUUGUCGCGGGGAGGGGAGGAGGCUCCCUUGGAUGACUUUUCGGUGGCGUGUGCGGACUGUGCUCAUGGUCAAGGAAGAGCAACGUCGUCUUCUAGUUUUGGCUACCACUGUAUCAACGAUACUACUGCCGUGAACGCAUUGCAGGAUGGUGGCAACAGAACCAUGCAAGUGCCGUCGGCUCCGUGUGCCAACCUGACAUGGGACCGACGUUUCCUCCCCUUUCCCGAUGUGAUUUGGAAACCGUCCAGUGCGGAUGCCAAAGGCUCUCUACCGGAUUACUUUGACAAUGAGGCAUCCGCCAUUACCGGAGGAGUCGAUCCACAUUCCCUGUUGGAGAUUGUAGUGGGUGCCAAUGGUAACAUGCUCAAGGAGCCUCACUUUCAACGCCCUGUAUACUGGUCGCAUUUCGACGACCAAAUGGUUCUGGUAAUGUUUGUGGGUCGUCGGUGGGUGAUUGUCCAGCUGAGAAAAGACGUCGUCUUUACAUGGCGUUCCCAUCCUGAGCGGCACAUGGAACGGUUGCUGUCGUUGUGGACGCAGUUUGCGGAGCAUUGGAUAUCAUCCAGCAGCAGCAACGAUGAUUCCAAAUUAGCACAACCAGAGAUUGUGCCAAUUUUCCUGAGUGAACCCGCCUCUCUGAGUGUGCGCGACAUCAACCUGGCAACUCCUGCAGGCUUGCAAUGGUAUUAUGUACAACAGGACCGUAGGAAUCUUGCCGUCGGAAGCUAUCUUGCCGUCGGCCAACCAAUCGAGACGGUCCUUCUUUGUGCUGUUUGCAACCAAGAAUCUAAUCCAUGCCACUCGGGAGGAUUUUGCCAUCAAGAAAAAGAUGCGUUCAGUGCUUCGAGCGCCCCCGGAGGUCAGUGCGUUUGUAGACCCGGGUACGAGGGUUUCCUUUGCGAGUCGACUUCUCUUGGUUGUCACAUGGGAGAGAGCUUUGUAGGGCUCUGCUUCAACGAUGGAACGUGUGGGACAAGCGGUCAGUGCAACUGCCCCAUGUGGAAGCGCAACCAAAGAGCGUUUCCAGUUCGUGGCGAUGUUUGCCAGUACGUACCGAACUGUUGGGAGUUUGAAGAUGAUGGAAUGGCAUGCUUCGAAAAAGGGACGUGUACCGAUGUUGGAUGCGACAAUGGUGGCUCUUGCAAGUUGGACGGAAGAUGCGAUUGUGAUGGUUCCGCCUGGGCAACAUCGGAAGACACGGGCCGAUACCGCGGAAAGCUCUGUCAAGAAGAAGUGAAUUGUUACGACUACGAAGCAGAUGGCAAGGACUGUGUCGAGAAAGGAACUUGUUCCAACGUCUUUUGCAACGGUGGAGUCUGCAGUGCUGAUGGGAGCUGUGAGAAAUGCCCCUCGCUUGCCUUUGGUCGCUUCUGCCAAGUGUUACCGGAUUGCUUCAACUUUGAAAUUGGUGGCGUUUCCACGGACUGCUUUGACACUGGGCGUUGCACGAAUCUUGGAUGUGCCAAUGAGGGCAUUUGUCAAAGAGACGGCACAUGUUCUUGUCCGGGAAGUUCUGGAAAUCAAAUCGACGAAGAAGACGAAGACCCAUUCUAUGACGAUGACACGCUGCAACCAACCAUGAAUCCAGUUGACAACAAUGUCUGGUAUUCAGGCAAACUUUGCCAGAUUGCUCAUGGUCGAAGCGACACUCAUGUCAACUCCCUCAUUGGCGAGAACCACGGUGCAGCAUCCGGUAACACAAGCUGCAUCCUCUCUGCCUGCGUGGCGAAUGGAGGUCAAUGCACAUCUAAGGGAAUCUGUGAGUGUCCUUUAGGAUUGUCCGGUGCUGAAUGCGAAAUUGUGUCCGACUGCUUCGAAGCGGAGGCAGAUGGGAAAGACUGCUUUGCCCUAGGAACUUGCACGAGUAUCGCGUGUCACCUUCGAGCUGACAACAGCACCUGCCGAGUAGAUGGACAAUGUGAGUGUCCGGAGAUGCUGGACAAGGAGGUCUACGGAAAGCUUUGCCACAAGGUCUGGCCGAUUGAUGAUUGUUUUGAAGCUGAAGAAGACGGAAAGGACUGCUUGAAGCUGGGGACGUGUUCCAACAUGGGCUGCUUGAAUGGUGGCACCUGCACCUUUGAUGGGAGUUGCGACUGUACGUCUUUGUUUUGGGGCAAGCAAUGUCAGCACGCCCGAAACUGUUUCGAACAAGAAUACAGUUGUUUCUUCAACACAUUCUUGACAGGGAAUGGAAAACCCAACGAGAACAUCGACCCCACCAAUACUCCCUGCUCCGAUGCAGGGUGUUUGAACAACGGUAUUUGCCAGGCCUCCGGCGACUGUCUUUGUCCCGGUGGCUACACUGGCAAGGUCUGUCAAGACGCUUUGCCCUAGCUACUGGUAGGGUGUUUGACAAAAAUGUACAUAUAUUGGCUCAGCUGCAGCAGUAGGAAAGUUAAUGUAAUGGUAGUUGUGCAUGUACCGGUAAUUCAUUUAUGGUGCUACCGGUAAGAUAGUAGGUGCUUGGAAGAAGGUUCCGAUGCCAGCUAGCUAGUAGGAAAGGAUACGGACUCUAACCCCC
Seminavis robusta is the source of this 5745-nucleotide messenger RNA. The record is from the annotation of a GenBank genome assembly. NCBI's taxonomy places the organism in Eukaryota, Bacillariophyta, Bacillariophyceae, Naviculales, Naviculaceae.